Molecule: messenger RNA, 345 nt
Organism: Aspergillus oryzae RIB40
Lineage: Eukaryota; Fungi; Ascomycota; Eurotiomycetes; Eurotiales; Aspergillaceae
Gene: yphA
Product: tyrosine phosphatase family protein
Exons: 3
Coding region: 1-345 (114 amino acids)
Biological process (GO): dephosphorylation
Cellular component (GO): cytoplasm
Molecular function (GO): phosphatase activity; inositol diphosphate tetrakisphosphate diphosphatase activity
Source: RefSeq, a predicted model, not a curated record
AUGGAUCCGGAAGAGAAGACCCCUGAUCAUGUAAUCAAUGGUAUCCUCGAAAUUCUUCUUAACAAGGCCAAUCAUCCGAUCCUUAUUCAUUGCAACAAGGGAAAGCAUCGUACUGGCUGCGUAGUGGCCUGCUUCCGAAAGGUCCAAGGUUGGAACUUGCGCGAUGUUCUUGACGAAUAUUUAAGUUAUUCCUGGCCAAAAUCUAGAGCUCUAGAUGAAAGGUUUAUCGGAGCGUUCGAUGCAACCAAACUCGACCAGGUGGCUAAGGAGUCUGGUGCCAAACUGUGGAAACCCACCGGUAGCCACAGGAAUCCGGAGCCCUAUAUGUUGCGUUCCACAUUUUGA